Molecule: messenger RNA, 828 nt
Organism: Rhagoletis zephyria (snowberry fruit fly)
Lineage: Eukaryota; Metazoa; Arthropoda; Insecta; Diptera; Tephritidae
Source: RefSeq, a predicted model, not a curated record
AUGCCAAAACAGACACUGUCUUCUUUGUCUGUGUUUACAUCUCUUUCCCAUCGCCAUAACUUCAGCUCUAGCGCCAGGGGUGGCAGCCAGCAGAAUGAACAGGAGCUCGCCACGAAGACGCUGUUCAUUCAGCACAAGCGUUUCUACCUGGACGUCAAGCAGAACCAUCGUGGACGAUUCAUUAAAGUGGCUGAGGUGGGCACUGCUGGACGCAAGAGUCGACUACUUCUGUCCAUGUCGGCAGCUAGAGAGUUCAGGGAUCAUCUAACUUCCUUCUCGGAACUCUAUGCGUCUCUAGGACCGCCAAAUCUGGACAACUUCCCUGAGGAUGGCAAGAUCAAGUCGGAGAUUAUCAUCAAGGAGAAUAGAAGAUACUUUCUGGACUUGAAGGAAAAUCCGCGUGGUCGUUUUCUCAGAGUUUCUCAGUCGAUUUCGCACGGCGGACCGCGAACUCAGAUUGCCAUUCCUGCACAGGGAAUGAUCGAGUUCAGGGAUGCACUCACUGACUUGCUGGAUGAAUUUGGCGGCGAUGAUGCAGGCGAAGACACUGGCUUCAGAGAAACUCUGCCCGAUAGCACCAACUUCCGCGUCGAGAACAAAAAGUUCUACUUUGACGUUGGUCAAAACAAAAUUGGCGUCUUUAUGCGUAUCUCUGAGGUCAAGAGCAACACACGUUCGUCUAUCACCAUUCCAGAACGGUCCUGGGCACGCUUCAGAGACAUCUUUGCGGAUUACGUUGACAAGAUCAACUCACCGAGUGCCGCCAACUCGGCAGUGGAGGGUGACAAGGCUGGCAAAAGCACCUCAAGCAACGGCAACUCCAAAUAA